Molecule: messenger RNA, 387 nt
Organism: Bipolaris maydis ATCC 48331
Lineage: Eukaryota; Fungi; Ascomycota; Dothideomycetes; Pleosporales; Pleosporaceae
Source: RefSeq, a predicted model, not a curated record
AUGAGCGUUGAGCUCGCCGCAAAGCUCGGCACAUGGCUUCAAGAAGUAAUUGGAAUACUUGGUCAAGAGCUUCACCAUACCGCCGAGCUUCGGCUGUCUUUCCGCUCCCUGACCCAAGCACCUAUGCCUAACCGCCAGCCCUACGAUCUCAGUCCGCCCCAAGGCUAUUCGAUUAGGGCUGGAGGCUUGAAGCUGUCAGCCCAAAGUGCCGGAUUUUCAGGCACAGCUCGCAAUCCAGACUCGUUACGCGCUCGCCCAUUGCGCAAUGUGUCGCUGGUGGCUGCAACUCUAAUCGAACAUGCUAUAUCGCCGCAUCUUAACGAACCUCCCCUCGAGCUUGCAGAUUAUGCGCAUCGUGGGCGCUUGGAUGAUGUCGUGGGCGUCUAG